GAUAUGUUAAGGCCUUCUUCUCCCGAGACUUGGGCAUUUUUUGCAUUUAGUGCCCAGGAAGCGUAGCUUCCUUCUUUGUUCCUCCGCCAAACAAGCCCCCGAACCCUUUGCUCGAUCGUGAACACCCACCAAUCUCAACACGGCAAACAUGGAGGGUCUCCGCAUUGGUACUUUUCCCGGGGAGCUCGGGCGGGCAGCAGUCGCAACUCGUGAGUUCACAGUCGGCGAACUCGUGUUGGUUGACCAGCCCUUGCUCACAGUCAAGGCCGAGCGCACCCCAAGCUCGGAAUCCGCCCUACUUGCAAAACUCCAAAGCAUCUUGGCGGAAGCUAGAGAGGAAAUCGGAAGCCAUGCGCCGGAGGGGGCUGUUGUGCCAUUGGAGCUGCAGGCAAAUAUUGUAGCUGCUUAUGCAGGAGGGUUAGAUGAUGCCGAAAGGGAACUUGUGCAGACACAUUUUGCUACGCCACCAUCGGAUGAAGAGCACGAAGUCGUCAUACAGAUUUUGUCGACUGUAGCAUCCGUCAUCAAGCAGCAUACAUUGAGCGAGUUAGAAGGAAUCUCGACAGAAGAAUUGACGAAACUGCUAUUGGUUUUCGCUACUAAUGCGCACGAAUACGUUGAAGACGGGGUCCUUCAUAUUGCUUUGUAUGAUGUCGGAUCGAAGUUGGCACAUUCAUGUGCGCCCAAGACAGUCUAUGUAGGUGAUGGGCAACUCCUGAAACACUACGCCUUGCAAGUGAUUCAAAAAGGCGAUAUGGUCACGACGAACUAUAUCAUCCGUGAUGACAUCCGUGCUUGCUGGCCAACGCAUCUUCGACAGCAGAAGCUACUUGCGACGAAGUUCUUCCAUUGCCGGUGUGAACGAUGUCUUGCAUCCGAUGACUUUAGGUUGUUGAAAUGCCCCGGUUGCUCGGAAUCAACGUUGCUGCUCCAUCCGCAACAGGGAACAUGGAUAUGUCAACAUUCACCCUGCUCGAUAUCUAUACCCCACCCUUCUUCGGCCUCGGGAGCCACGCUACCUAGGCACAAAAAUGAGCCACCAUUGUCUCAGUCACUCAAAGAAGUUCUCCGCUUCGAGCAAUCCCUUGAGCUUUCCGUAACCACUGCCACCCAUGAAGUUGAGUCAGCUCAUUCACAACAAACGGGAAAGACAUCCUCGGGCGCACUCCAAAAACUGUUCAUUAUCAACGCAACAGCAAAUCAAACACUCGGGACAAAUCACUGGAUCACAGCCUGGUCGUCCGCCUACUGCGCCAUGCGCGCCGAGCACCUCCUGCGCGACCGUACACGGGCAGCCGAGUUGGCAUGGAACUGGGUGACGUGGAGUGAGAAGCGGAUAAAAUCCGUGUUCCCGCAUUUGUUUGCGCGGCACCUCGGAAGUUUCGGAAGUCUGUCCGUUGGAGCUGACUUUGAGAAAAGAUCGGGGAUUGCACGGAUGUGGAGGGAGGUGGAGCCGUGGAUGAAAGAAAUCUUCUUGGGAGAGAUGGGCGUGAAGAAAGUGAGGGCACUUGGCCAGCAGGUGCGCGCGUUAAGGGAGCAGGACAUUCAAGCGGAAGUACAGGCACCAGCAAGGCCGGAUCAGGCGGAUUGGCUGCCAGAUGCAUUGAGGCUACAAGCAUCAGCGGGCGGCCAGAAAGCGAAAUCUAGAAGGAAACGGAAUCGCUGAGACUGACGCCGCCGUUGACGGCUGAUAAGCGUCGCCAAAUGUAUGGCAGCGCUUCGGCGUAUUUGGACAUGUUGUUGCGAGAACUCGCUCCCAAUCUGUCAUCGUCAAUUACUAGAUCUCAGAUAUAGUAGGGAGAUUUAUGAAAGAGGCGGAAGCACUUUGUCGACACUGCCCAUCAUAUACGGAGCGUACCCUUGACAUGAAUAGAAAUGACUAGAUACUGACCAAGUCUGAACCGCCGCCUUCGAGGUCCAACAAAGUUGCGUCCUCCGUGCGA
This is a messenger RNA of Fimicolochytrium jonesii, 1943 nucleotides long. RefSeq lists its product as uncharacterized. Gene Ontology annotation, molecular function: protein binding. The record is from RefSeq and is a predicted model, not a curated record. NCBI's taxonomy places the organism in Eukaryota, Fungi, Chytridiomycota, Chytridiomycetes, Spizellomycetales, Powellomycetaceae. The transcript is spliced from 6 exons. Bases 149 to 1666 code for a protein of 505 amino acids.